This is a messenger RNA of Phycodurus eques (leafy seadragon), 1764 nucleotides long. RefSeq names its product gastrula zinc finger protein XlCGF57.1-like. Gene Ontology annotation, cellular component: nucleus. The coding region runs from base 114 to 1304 and encodes 396 amino acids. Lineage: Eukaryota; Metazoa; Chordata; Actinopteri; Syngnathiformes; Syngnathidae. The record is from RefSeq and is a predicted model, not a curated record. Gene Ontology annotation, molecular function: RNA polymerase II transcription regulatory region sequence-specific DNA binding; DNA-binding transcription factor activity, RNA polymerase II-specific. The transcript is spliced from 2 exons. Gene Ontology annotation, biological process: regulation of transcription by RNA polymerase II.
CCGGUUGAUGUCGAAUAGGAAAGGAAGGUUCGUAAGGCAGAAGAGGGGCCAUUGUGUUGUGCGUUCAUCUUUGUGUUCUUGUGUACUCGUUUAUAACUGUACUUUACAUCAAAAUGUUGAAAGAGUUGGUAAGGGAGCGACUCAUUGCGGCCGCCGACGAAAUCUUUGGGCUGUUUGAAAAAACGAUCGCGUCCUACGAGGAGCAACUUCGUCGCGGGAGAGAGGAGACCGAGCGACACCGACGACAACUGGAAGCCGUUUGCAAGACUCAAGUUGUGAUACGCAUCGAAGAUGUCCAACAGCUGAUUGGUCGUCAGGAAGAACUCCCCCCUCAACCGCAAUGGGGGAGCUCCAGUUUGAAGCAGGAUGACCGACAGGGCCCCCAUGUUAAAGAGGAAGAGGAGGAUCCACAGCCUCCCCACGUUAAAGAGGAAGAGGGGGUGGCUGAUAUCGGCAUGUUGCCACUGACUGGUGGUUCUGCGGAGAGCGAAAACCACGAAGACAAACAACCCGAGUCGUCACAGCUUCAUCAUCACAGCCCAAGUGGAGACCACUGUGGAGGACCACCACCAGACAACCUCUUCGCUCCACUGUCGCACAAUGAUGAUAUUGAAGAACCUUUGAGGAGUGACGCAAACUGCGAAGGUGACGACAAGCAGUUGAAAUCUGCUAAAAAGGAGACAACUAUCGGUAGCAAGCAAAGGUGUAAUAUUAAGGUUACCUGCUCAAUUUGUGGUAAAAGGUUUGGUAAAGCAAAUAAAAUUGGACACAUGAGAACACACACGGGAGAAAAACCCUUUUGUUGCUCAAUUUGCGGUAGAAGAUUCACUUUAAAGCCAAGCAUGAAAACCCACAUGAGAACACACACAGGAGAGAAACCCUUUGAUUGCUCAUUAUGUGGUAAAGCGUUCUCUCAAAAGGAUUACGUGGCAAUACACAUGAGAACACACACAGGAGAAAAACCUUUUAGUUGCUCAGUAUGUGGGAAAAGAUUCAUUUCAAAGCGAAGCAUGGUAGUACACAUGAAAGUACACACAGGAGAAAAACCCUUUCGUUGCUCAGUUUGUGGUAAAGGAUUUGUCCUUAACUCACUGAUGAUUCGACACAUGACAACACACACAGGGGAAAAACCCUUUUGUUGCUCAGUAUGUGGGAAUAAAUUUGUUACAAAGCGAAACAUGUUAACACACAUGAGAACACACACAGGAGAAAAACCCUUUUGUUGCUCAACUUGUGGCCGAACAUUCGCCCAAAAGUCAACUAUGGUAAACCACAUGAGAACACACACAAAAACAGACCUUUAGUCGCUCAGUUCGUGGUGAAAUAUUCUCUAAAAAGGGAGGAAUGGCAUCACACACUUGAGAAGAGACAAAGGAGAAAACCCCUUUCAUUGCUCAUUUUGUGGUAAAACUUUCACUCAUGAGAAAAUUCAGACAUGAAAACCUGUAGUUCAAUUUGUGGUGAAAGCUAUGUUAAUAGGGCAAGUUUGAUACUGUACAUGCAGACACAAAACAGGGAGAAUAAAAAUUUUUCUGAGCACACUAGAAAGUGGUACGUGUGUGGGUGUUGGAUAAAAGAUUCGGUCAUCUGAGUACUUCUAGACAGGUAGUCAAGCAGUCUUUACUUAAAUCAUCUUUAUGUAUCUGUCUUGUGUAUUUUUUUUCGUUGCUUUAUAUGUGCUCCUUUUCCUUGAUUCCUAUAUUUUUGAAUGUGGACUGAUGGAAGUUUUUUUCUCCAAUUUGUCAUUAAUGCGAUAAACAUCCA